UCUGAAAUUUUCAAAGGCAGGAGAGGUGAAAGAUGAGUAUGCCAAUUACUGCUUCUAGAACCAAAUCUACCGGAGAAGUUGUCUUCGUUUGCGGCAACUCUUUCCCUCAACAGAAAAUCAGGUGCUAUGAAGGUAAAGUUCUGGACCGUCUUCUCACAUCGAUUAAGAGGGAGAUAGCGACAGCCAGAAACUCUAACGUAUCUUUACCUGAGAAACUUUGGCUUAAGCUACAGUUUUCAGUAGGGGUGAAUGAAAUUACGCGGGUACUUGAGAGAAUGCCGCCGAUUCCUGCUAAUGAACGAUCAUCACUAUCGGCUAAGGUGCAUUCUGCUAGAAUUCAGGCUGUACUAGUAGCAUCUGAUUGUCAUCCGCGGUUGCUGACCAAACAUCUGGAAAGCUUGGCUAUUUCAAAAAAAGUACCAAUUGUCUUUGUCAAAGAUAACAAAAGAGGUUCUUUGAGAUUAGGUGAAUUGGUAAAACUUAAAACUGCAAUUGCCAUUGGCGUUAAGGAUAAAGGCAACCAGUUUAAUAAAUUCAUCAGCAACGAAAUCAUCCAUAACUUUGAAUGAACUACAUUGCAACUGGAGCUUCAUACACAGACAUUGAUCAAUUGUAUAUUGUGGAGGAGCAUCUGGUCAUUUUUGGUUACAAGCCUUGUGAAAGUGAAGUAAUAUGUAGUUCUAUGAAGCAUUUAUCAUCUAUACAAUCACAUGUACAUCAGGGAAGAUAACUUACAUGGUAUUGAUACAAAGACCUACUGAAUUUUGUAUUCUUAUCUUAGCUGAGUAAUGGCUGCGAAGAUUCACAAUGUAUUGCGGCCCUGUGGCCACCUUCCUUCAAUUUGCAAGUAACAUCUAAGCUGCUUUGCAA
This is a messenger RNA of Nicotiana tabacum (common tobacco), 870 nucleotides long. RefSeq lists its product as uncharacterized. The record is from RefSeq and is a predicted model, not a curated record. Lineage: Eukaryota; Viridiplantae; Streptophyta; Magnoliopsida; Solanales; Solanaceae.